This is a messenger RNA of Onthophagus taurus, 6148 nucleotides long. The record is from RefSeq and is a predicted model, not a curated record. NCBI's taxonomy places the organism in Eukaryota, Metazoa, Arthropoda, Insecta, Coleoptera, Scarabaeidae.
CAAUACAGUUUGUGUGAAUUGGAUAAGUGUGCAAUGUAUCAAGAUGCGACUACUAACGAUAGGUUUAAUCGUUAGCUUGCUUAUUCAUUAUUCUGAAGCGGCAAAUUGUGUUUUGGACAAUGGUCAAUAUACUGAUCAAAUUAGUAUUUAUGAUCCGAAGAUGGAUGAUAGGGCGGAUGUAUUUCUCGUAAUACCAACAACAAAUGUGCAAAGUGCUGAAAUAAAACCAAAUCAAGACCAUUCUUACAUUGAUGUCGUGUAUUCGGAGAAUACAUUGACGUUUAGACCAUCAGCAGAAUUCAGAAGUAAUUGGGAAAAGGACACUGCAUACACCUCGAAUCCUCGAGUUAACUCAAAAUUUAUAUUAACAUGUGCAGACGGUGGCAGUUAUGAGAUUGAAUACAUCCAAAGUAUAAAUGAUCUCAACACAUUUGACCCGGUGUUUGUUAAGGCCACAUAUGAUUUUACAAUUCCCAUGCCGGUUGGUGGUAAUGUCGAUCUUACAAAUUUCGGUGAAGCCAUUUUCGUGACGGAUUACGAUGUUUCUAAUGAUGGAAUGAGUUUUACAAUUGAAGGAGACAAUGCUGAUUCACUCGUAGUGGAAUACAUUGGACGUAUCGAUUCAUCAGAUUCCAAUUGCGAAUCGACGUCUUCGAUGGGUAAAACAUACAAAGGAAUGUUAAAAACAAAGUCUCCACUUAGGUUAACCGAGGACACAAGUUAUACUAUUACUGCAACAGAUAAAGGCAAACCGAGUACCAAAAGUGGCACAGCUACACUUAAUAUUAUAAUCGAUCAAUCCGGAACUUUACCAUCCAGCCCUUCCUUUGAAACAGGGUUCUAUGAAGCUGAUUACGAUAAAAGUAAUCCUGACAUACACUCGAUUACUUUAAAAAAUGUAAUUAAGGUGACGGAAGGUAUCACGACAGACAACAUACAAUUGAGUGGGGAACACGCAGGGAAUUUCGAACACACUAUUAAGGACAAUGCUUUGGAAAUUACUUUAAAAACAAACUUACCAGAUGAUGUAAUCAAUUUCCAGCCGUUUGUUGCUUUAAGUAUCACCGCGUCAAUUGAUAGCGCUGAAGUUGUAGCUACCACAUCCUUAAUCGUAACUAUGCCUGAAAAAGAUAAUCUUAGUUUCACAAAAGUGUACUACGAAACGCAAUACUCUGAAAUAGAAGGAAAACCUCAAAUUGAUAAAGUUGAUAUACAAGUGACAGAUAAUGCUGUAGUUGAAGUUAUUGAAGAUUACGCGGCAUAUUUCAAAUAUAAUCCGGACGAGAAAACUAUUGAACCAACGGGUCUAUUACCUUCAGAUGUUCAAUCUAACAACGACUUUAUCCAUGUGACAAUAAAAGCUACACUUGGAAUAGCUGAAGCUGAAGCAGUUUUAAUUGUGAAGAUGCCUGAUGAGGAAAUUGUUAAAUUUGGGGAAAUAUACUAUGAAGCGACAUAUUCUGAAGAAAGUGGUAACCCGACAAUAUCAGAAGUAAAAUUAGAUAUCAGUGAUGAAGCAACAAUUACACUUGGUGGAGAUUUAGCAGAUUCUUUCACAUAUAAUACUGCCGACAAGACUAUUACAGUAACUAAACCUUUACCUUUGGAAACUCAACCUAAUAAUUUCAUCCACGUCACAAUAACAGCUACACUUGGAGAAAGUACAGCGGAUGCGAUCUUGAUUGUAACUUGGCCUAGGGAAGAAAUCGUUGAAUUUGGACAAGUAUACUAUGAAGCAACAUAUUCUGAAGAAAGUGGUAACCCGACAAUAUCAGAAGUAAAAUUAGAUAUCAGUGAUGAAGCAACAAUUACACUUGGUGGAGAUUUAGCAGAUUCUUUCACAUAUAAUCCUACCGACAAGACUAUUACAGUCAACACACCUUUACCUUUGGAAGCUCAACCAAACAAUUUCAUCCACGUCACAAUAACAGCUACACUUGGAGAAAGUACAGCGGAUGCGGUCUUAAUUGUAACUUGGCCUAGGGAAGAAAUCGUUGAAUUUGGACAAGUAUACUAUGAAGCAACGUAUUCUGAAGAAAGUGGUAACCCCAUAAUGUCAGAAGUAAAAUUAGAUAUCGCUGAUGAAGCAAUAAUUACACUUGGUGGAGAUUUAGCAGCUUCCUUCACAUAUAAUCCUACCGACAAGACUAUCACAGUCAAUAAACCUUUACCUUUGGAAACUCAACCUAAUAAUUUCAUCCAUGUCACAAUAACAGCUACACUUGGAGGAAAUGAAGCAGAAGCGGUUCUCAUUGUAAGUUGGCCUAAGGAAGGAACAGUUAAGUUUGGACAAGUUUACUAUGAAGCGACAUAUUCAGAAGAUAGUGGUGAAGCUACAAUUACACCAGUAACAAUAGAUGUCACCGAUGGAGCAACAAUUGAAAUUGGUGAAAAUUAUGCAGAAUAUUUCAAAUAUAAUUCUGAUGACAAAACCAUUGAAGCCACGAAACCACUACUUUCGGAAACUCAAACUGACAAUAAUUUCAUCCAUGUGACAAUAACGGCUAAACAUGAGGGUGCUAUUGCAGAAGCGGUUCUAAUUGUAAAUAUGCCAGGCAAAGAAAACCUUAGAUUCAACGAGAUAUACUACGAAGCGACAUAUUCCGAAGAAAGUGGUCAACCUAUGAUUACACCAGUGACAGUAGAAGAUUUACCAGAAGGGGUGGUAGUUGAAGUCAUUGAAGAGUUUGCGGCUUACUUUGCAUACAAUGCUGCAGAAAAAACUAUUGAAGCUAUUCAAGCUCUAACGUCAGAACACCAAGCUAAUAACUUCAUCCAUGUCAAAAUACGGGCAACACUUGGUGCUGCUAUAGCGGAUGCUAUUUUAAUUGUAAAUAUGCCAGGCAAAGAAAACCUUAGAUGGAAAGAGAUAUACUACGAAGCGACCUAUUCCGAAGAAGAUGGUGUACCUGCGAUUACACCAGUAACAAUAGAAGAUUUACCAGCAGGCGUAACGGUUGAAGUCGUUGAUGAGUUUGCAGCUUACUUUGCAUACAAUGCUGCAGAAAAAACUAUUGAAGCUAUUCAAGGUUUAACGUCAGAUCACCAAGCUAAUAACUUCAUCCAUGUCAAAAUGCGAGCAACACUCGGUGCUGCUAUAGCGGAUGCUAUUUUAAUUGUAAAUAUGCCAGACAAAGAAAACCUUAGAUUCAAAGAGAUAUACUACGAAGCAACCUAUUCCGAAAAAGAUGGUGUACCUGCGAUUACGCCAGUGACAAUAGAAGAUUUACCAGCAGGGGUGGUAGUUGAAGUCAUUGAAGAGUUUGCCGCUUACUUUACAUACAAUGCUGCUGAAAAAACUAUUGAAGCUAUUCAAGUUCUAACGGUAGAUCACCAAGCUAAUAACUUCGUUCAUGUCAAAAUACAAGCAACUCUUGGUGGUGCCUCUGCAGACGCUAUUUUGAUUGUAAAUAUGCCCGAUAAAGUAAGCCUCAAAUUUAAUGAAAUUUACUAUGAAGCGACGUAUUCUGAAACAGAUGGAACACCGGCAAUUACAGAAGUGUUAAUAGGAGACUUAACUCCAGGGGCGAUAGUAGAAGUCGUUGAAGAUUAUGCCAACUACUUCACAUAUAAUGCAGAAGAAAAAACAAUUGAAGCUGUCAAAGUCCUAACGUCGGAUGCCCAAUCUAAAAACUUCAUUCACGUCAAAAUAAGAGCCACACUUGGAGCAGCUUUAGCGGAGGCUGUUUUGAUUGUAAAUAUGCCUGCUGACGGAAACAAUAUCAAUAACAUAUUUAAUGAGAUAUACUAUGAAGCGACAUACUCCGAAGAAGACGGUAAACCCAAAAUAACUCAAGUGAAUAUAAAAGCAAUCGAUGAAGCAACCGUUGAAGUCGUUGAAGAUUAUCAAGAUUUCUUUGAAUAUAAUCCGGAUACCAAAACUAUUGAAGCAACCAACCUGUUAACUUCAGAUAUUCAAUCUAAUAAGUUUAUCCAUGUUACAAUAAGAGCUACACUUGAAGAAAAUACAGCUGAUGCGGUUCUUAUUGUUAAUAUGCCCAAUGAAGGAAACCAAAUAAAUGGCAUAUUUGGAGAGAUAUAUUAUGAAGCAUCAUACUUUGAAGAAGAUGGAAACCCUAAAAUGACAGAUGUGAAAAUCGACGUAAUUGAUGGAGCUAACGUUGAAAUCAUAGGAGAAUACAAAGAACACUUUGAAUAUGACGCGGACAAAAAAUCUAUCAAAAUCGUCAAAGUUCUUGAUAUAAACAGUUUUGAAAAAUGGUAUAUUGACGUGAUAAUUCGAGCUACCCUCGAAGAAGCUACCGCAGAUGCAGUGUUAGUCGUAUCUCCAACAGCUAUAAUUACUUUUGAAGGUGAAUUAGUUUUCGAAGGGGAACCUAGCGUUGGUAUUAGUGGAAAACUCACAGCCAAAUCUUCAAUAGAUGAAGAAAUCGUAUUUAGAUUUACAGAUAAUGUACCUCAAGAAUGGCUGCAGUACUUGUCUUUAACUGAUGAUGGAACUUUGAAAACUCUGGAUUUACCAACUGGUUCUUACGACAUUGAAGUAUUAGCAAGUGGAACUACAAGCAAAGCUAGUCAAAUUACUUUGAUAAAAAUUAGAAUUGGUUCUGCAGAAACAUGCCCCGAUGGUACCAUUUGGAAUCCUUACACAUUCCUUGCAGUUAAUAUCAAGGAAAAUGAAGAAGAAUCCGUUGUUUUGCCUCUAAAUGAUGGAAGUGAAUAUCAUUAUGAAAUUGUGGACAUCCAACCCAAUAAAGACAGAUUCGAGUUGAAUGGAAAUGGUGAUGUUGUGGCUAAAUCAUUAGAUAGAGAAUCUGAUGAAUUUGGAUCUGGAAAAGCACAAUACAUCGCAAAAAUUAAUCUAAUUUCUAACGCAGUACAAAGACGUUUCUCUCCGAAGAGUACCUUAAAAACAUUGUUUGUCUUAAAAGAUGAAACUACAGCUGGUGAUGAUAAAUGUUACUCAAUAAAUAAAAUUGGAAAUGAACCAAAUCAAAUUGUUAUUGGAAUUAGCGUUGAUGAUGUGAAUGAUAACAAACCAAUAUUUGAAAAGACGAAAGUUGUUGUUGGUUACCCCGAAUCGGAUUUAUUAAAAACUGUUUCACCUCCUUAUGUAAUUGUGGUAAAAGCAACCGAUAAAGAUAUUGGGGAUUACGCAUCAUUGAAAUAUUCAGUUACAAGCUCUAAAGUUGUGAUUGACGAAAAUACAGGGUAUAUUUAUCCAACUGAUGAUAUUUAUGAAAAUGACGAGGUCGUGAAAGUAACUGCAAAAGACGAUAAUGGAAAAGGAUACGAAUCAGAAGAACCCUUAACCCUUACAAUAAAAAUUUUAGAAAAAAAUCAUUUAUGUAUAUUGAAAUAUCAAGAUAAACAUUUAGAAGAUCUCGACGACAUAAUGGAUAACCUCGCAAAAUACGCUGAUGUUAGAUAUCUUUCAGCUGCAGUUCUUCCUGGUUCCGACCCAUAUGGUAGAAGUUCAACUGAUAGAUCGUUAGUUAUCACGGCAUAUGCCUUCGAUAUUGGCACAGAAAACCUUCUUACCGCAGAAGAAUUAAUAGAGUUAUUAGAAGAUGUUGAUGGUUUAUCCAUGGAACCACUUCCAAAUCCAGGAGAAGACUGCACCACAGAAAAACCUGAAGAAUGCAACUGCGACGGCGACGAAUGCUCCAAUGGAGGAUUAAUAGCCGGCGUAGUAGUUCUUGCAAUUUUAUUAGCUUUAUGCAUCGGUGGAUUUAUCGCUUUUUAUAUAUUAAUAUUCAGAAAAACAAAAUCAUAUAACCAAAUGGAAGAAGAAGGACUCCCAAAACCUGCCGCUAAAGAAACUCCAUUAGAAAACCCAAAAUUUAUAAAGAACCCAGCACCACUGCCACCAAGCAAUAAACUCGCAGCAGAUAUCGUUGAAAGGAGGCCGACGGGGUAUCUUUAUCCAGCGGAUUUAGCUGAAGAAGAGCCACCAAGCACAUCGAGUCCCUCUGAAGUUUUCAAUAACGAAAUGAAGGAGCGACGCAAAUCUGUAGUGUUUAAUAAUAACAUUGAAGAGAUCAACAUCGAAAGGGAAGCUGAAGAUCAAGACGGAGAGAAAAAAAAUCUUCCUAAUGAAGCUGAAAAUACUAAAUUAUAAAUAGUUAGGUUAAUAUUAGUACUUAUUACGUGUACAUAAAGCAAAUAAAAUUAUUUUAUUAAUUAA